CAGGGGAGUGUGAUGGUGUUUCCUCCUGCAUGCUUCAGUGAGUGACAGAGGGACAGGGGAGUGUGAUGGCAUUUCCUCCUGCAUACUUCAGUGAGUGAUAGAGGGACAGGGGAGUGUGAUGGUAUUUCCUCCUGCAUACUUCAGUGAGUGACAGAGGGCCAGGGGAGUGUGAUGGUAUUUCCUCCUGCAUACUUCAGUGAGUGAUAGAGGGACAGGGGAGUGUGAUGGUGUUUUCCUCCUGCAUGCUUCAGUGAGUGACAGAGGGACAGGGGAGUGUGAUGGUGUUUUCCUCCUGCAUGCUUCAGUGAGUGACAGAGGGACAGGGCAGUGUGAUGGUGGUAUUUUCCUCUUGCAUACAUCAGUAAGAUGUGAAGAUGGCGGAGCUGCAGAUGCUGCUGGAAGAGGAGAUUCCUGCUGGUCGAGGAGCCCUGCUAGACAGCUACGCCAACCUAGAGAGAGUCGCCGAGUACUGCGAGAGCAACUACAUACAGUCUCCAGAUAAGCACAGAGCUCUAGAAGAAACCAAAAGCUACACCACUCAGUCUUUGGCCAGUGUUGCAUAUUUGAUCAACACUCUCGCCAACAAUGUGCUCCAGAUGCUGGACAUACAGGCAUCCCAGCUACGCCGCAUGGAAUCCUCCAUUAACCACAUCUCACAGACGGUGGACAUCCAUAAAGAAAAGGUGGCAAGGCGAGAGAUUGGCAUCCUCACCACCAAUAAGAACACAUCUCGCACACACAAGAUCAUUGCACCAGCCAAUCCUGAGAGGCCUGUGCGAUAUAUCCGCAAGCCUGUUGACUACAGCCUGCUGGAUGACGUAGGCCAUGGUGUGAAGUGGUUACUAAGGUUUAAGGUCAACGCCCAGAAUAUGAAAGCGGGUACGACUCCACGCACAGCUGCCCCUACCCAGAAACCACCCAGCCCCCCUGGCCCUGGCAAAGGAACCAUUAGUGGACUUCAAAAUAUUUUAACCCUGCCCCUCGGCAGGCGGCACUCCCCUUACCGGACACUCGAGCCAGUGCGCCCACCCGUCGUCCCAAAUGACUACGUUCCAAGUCCAACACGCAACACUGCACCACCUCUGCAGAGCCCGGCUAGAACUGCUUCUGUUAAUCAGAGGACCCGCACGUACAGUGGCAGCAGUGGAGGUAGUCAUCCCAGCAGUCGCAGCAGCAGCAGAGAGAACAGUGGCAGUGGAAGUGUGGGCGUGCCUAUUGCUGUUCCAACCCCUGCCCCGCCCACAAUCUUUCCUGGUACUGUACCUGCCCCUCCCAAUCCCCCCAAACCUCCACCGAAUGUUACUCUCCCUUCCCCUCCUGUGCCCCCACCACCCUCCACCCCUGAGCCAGUGCCCCCUGCCCCUGCUUCUACCCCUGCUCUGCCAGCAGAGGGCCCUCCUGAGAUACCACCACCCCCACAGCUGCCCCCUACCCUUCCCGUUAGCACCAACACCAGCCUUGUUGCUGCAACUAGCACUCCCGCUCAAGGCAAUGGUCCUCACUUUUACAGUAUGAAUCGGCCAAUGACACGGCAUGCUACGCCCUCUGUGGGAGGUUCCCUGCCCUAUCGCCGGCCAUCAUCAGUUACCGGACAGCCUAACAACAUGCCUCCGAACACAAAUCCAAACAUGAUCCAAAACCAGCUCAAUGGAGGGCCGCACUACAACCAAAACCAAGCCCCUGUGGCCCCUCCCCCCCCCUCUGUCCUUCAGAUUACUCCUCAGCUCCCGCUCAUGGGCUUUGUGGCUCGAGUUCAGGAGACCAUCUCAGACGCACCCCCGCCACCACCCCCAGCAGAAGAGGUGGAGUUUGAGGAAGCAACCCCACCCCCUCCUCCUCCAGAGGACUAUGAGGAUGAUGAAGGUGGUGAGGAGGAAGAGUCGGCAGUGGUGGAGUACAGUGACCCUUAUGCGGAAGAGGACCCGCCAUGGGCUCCUCGCAGUUACCUGGAGAAAGUGGUGGCGAUUUACGACUACACGCGUGAUAAAGACGACGAGCUGUCCUUCCAGGAGGGGGCGAUCAUUUACGUCAUCAAGAAGAAUGACGACGGCUGGUUUGAGGGUGUGAUGAGCGGCACCACAGGCCUCUUUCCUGGGAAUUACGUGGAGUCCAUCAUGCACUACGCUGACUGAGCCACGAAGUGGCGCCACUUCUCCUAUGUUUCUCAUCUUCCUCAUUCUUUGGGUGUGCACAUACACACACAGGAACACAAAUAAACUCAGCUACACUACAUCAUGCACAGGCUUGUUGCAGACAAACAAACUGUGGACGGAGAUGACUUGGAGAGCUGCGGCAAAGAACUGAGGCAUUGUGUACAUUGGCAAAGAGGACGGUUCCUCAAGAUACAAGGGGAAAAUAAACUAUUGAAAUGUGUAAGAUAAAUUCAUAAGAACAUUUAUUCAUCUCUUAUUUUGAAUCUCUUAGAAACAUGUAUCAGAAAAGUGUUGGUUAUGCCUGACUUGUGUUGAUAUUGAUUGCUUCGCUUUUGCUUCUAUCCCUCCUCUGCUAUGGGGGAACGGUCAUAACACAGUGGAAGGACAGUUAUCCACUCUCAUGCCGUCAUGAAGUUGCUCGGGUGAAGGAAGAGGGAUGAGAAGAUGGGCAUCUUGGACAUGCAUAAUCAUUUUAACUGUAUGCUGUCCUCUGACCAGCAAAUGAGAGAAAAGCUUAGAAUGACACAACAAGGAUUUUACUGUCCCAGGUCAUAAAGAAAUGCAUUAAUUUAGGUCGGCUUAUUUACUUGUUAUUCAUUGCGUUGGAGGUGAUAUUUAUUUUUUAAAACUCUGUUACAUUUAGAAUGCGGUUCAGUUUGAAAUCUUUAGCUGAAAGAUAUACCAAAGGAUUUCAGUGACGGUUUGGAUCGUGAACGGGACCGAAAACAACCUUAAAAUAUUUACUUUUCUCCAUUCCUUUACAUUCAUUUCUUUUCCAACAAAGAUUUUAUUGCUUGAAAUGUUCGCAAGUAUGUGCAUUCUUUACAUGUAUGAUAAAAAAACAAAAAAACUAAUGCUAUUAAAUCGUUCAGGAAGUUUGUGCCAUAAAGAAAUGUAUUUAGAUGGUCAUAUUUUUGGACAUGAGAGGUUGUUUCAUUAAUCUCAGCACCAGAUGCGGUGUUCUUCAGGAAGAAAAUGUGUAUUGUGAUCUUGAACCUCUGAUUCAUCCCUUCGACCAACUGUGGACUGAAAGAUGCAAGACUAUUCUAUAUGUGUGUUAUAUAUUGAUUUAUAUUACAGAAUUACUAUUGUGUUGGUGUAUGACUGGUGGAGAGACCCCAUUUUAUCUGCAAUAACUAAGGCACAGUUGGAACGUCCUCAGUCGAUGCGCUUGAGAGAUCUUUUAAGCACAAGAUGAAUGUGAUCUUAGGAAGACCUUAUAAAAUGUGAACUGACUUUCAGAUGAAGUUAUAGUAAAGAAAUAAAAACCGAAACCAGCCCAAACUUUAAAACAACCUCUGACCCACAUGCAGAUGAUGUGGAACAAACUGUACUAAUGCACAGAGACCUUUUCUAUAAAGUAUUUCAAUGUCUAUAUGUAAGUGUGUGUGAGUGUGAAACUUUGAUUUCACUGUUUAUAGAUUGUUGGUGACUGACACGCUUGUCUGUGUGCAAAUCUUUAUUUUCAAUGAAAGGUCUGCGGCAGUGCGUGUGUGUGAAAUGAGUCUCGCAUGUUGAUAAAUUCUGUGAUUUUCCUGCUGAUGGAGAAUAAACUGGAAAUAUCUGGUCAACUUGCUCACACUGCCUUCAAGUGUCAUUGAAAGUUUUCUUCUGGAGGUUAUGGUACAAUUUUGCAUAUCUAGAACAGUCUACGCUGCACUUGAAGCCGUAAAAAAGACAGACAGGCAAAAGAAGUGGUCAAAUUUUUAUUAGUGUUAAUAGGUUAACAUUAAAACCUUUCGGGUUAUGUACAAGGUAUAAAUCAUUCCAACUGUAGUUCAAAGAUUGUCCAAAUUUACUAAAAUGUCAAUCUUCACAGAACUCAUCCAUCCCGCUUUUCCCCCCAAUACAACCACAAUCCCCAUAUGAUGCAAAAGUUACACAUUUUAUUAGUCUGCAUUUUGACAUUUGAUUUAUUUUGGAUAUGUGUUUUUUAAUCAAAAACUGAUGUUUCACAUACUUUACAUUUUUAUCCUAAAUUGCAUUUCUUUAAUAUAGGACAUGUUUUAGUAGUAUUUUAUCUUACAGCAGAGCCAAAUCUAUCAUUUUAAAACAACUAAAUUGCAACUAGUACAAAAAUCGGUUCUACGAGUGUUCUUACCAUGUUAUUAUUGGCCAUAUACCACAAUAAGUCAAUAUCUUCCAGUAUAUAAUCUAAAGUCGGUGACAGUAGUUCACAUUUUUAAAAGUGCACUAUUCAUGUAGUGCAUCUUUUUAUAGAUUUCCUCUUACGUUUAUCCUUUGUGAGUCCUUCCACUGUUACUAGUUUAUCAUACAUUACCCCACACACCCUGUUGGAGACUUCGAACUCCCCGCUUAGAAACCCAAACACAGAAAAACACAUUACUAGGAGAGACAAACAGGUCAAAACGUUUGCCUACACAUAAACGAUUCUAUGCAUAAUAUUGCUCUAGGCGUUCAGUCGCGCACUCUCUGUAAUAUUGAUCUACUAUACAGAGAAACACAAAUCACGCACACGUGCACACACACACAUACAGGGGAAACAGAAAAAGGUUUAAUGGAAGGAUAGGAAGGGUCAGAGUGGAAUUUGUCCAAAGUGGUUUAUCUUGCUACCCAGCUGACAUCUGCACCCUAUGGCUCACAGAUCAGCGUCUCCAUCACAAAAUUGUUCUCAAAGUGGCGGAUCUUGAGGCAGUUGAGAGCCUCACGCUUCUCGAUACC
This is a messenger RNA of Myxocyprinus asiaticus (Chinese sucker), 4835 nucleotides long. Its product is annotated as abl interactor 2-like. The record is from RefSeq and is a predicted model, not a curated record. NCBI's taxonomy places the organism in Eukaryota, Metazoa, Chordata, Actinopteri, Cypriniformes, Catostomidae. Gene Ontology annotation, cellular component: lamellipodium. The transcript is spliced from 12 exons. Gene Ontology annotation, molecular function: SH3 domain binding. Bases 375 to 2132 code for a protein of 585 amino acids.